Molecule: messenger RNA, 582 nt
Organism: Homarus americanus (American lobster)
Lineage: Eukaryota; Metazoa; Arthropoda; Malacostraca; Decapoda; Nephropidae
Product: probable serine/threonine-protein kinase dyrk1
Exons: 2
Coding region: 1-582 (193 amino acids)
Source: RefSeq, a predicted model, not a curated record
AUGGACUUCAACACUGUUAACAACACAACAAAGGUGGACUUCAACACUGUUAACAACACAACAAAGGUGGACUUCAACACUGUUAACAACAUAACACAGGUGGCCUUCAACACUGUUAAUAAUGCAAUAAAGGUGGACGUGGACGUAUACAACACUGUUAAAAACAUAACACAGGUGGACUACUACAACAUUAUUAACAAUAAAACACAGGUGGACGUAUACAACACGAUUAACAACACAACACAGGUGGAUUACGACAACACUAUUAACAAUACAACACAGGUAGACUACGACAACACUAUUAACAAUACAACACAGGUGGACUUCUACAACACUAUUAACAAUACAACACAGGUAGACUACGACAACACUAUUAACAAUACAACACAGGUGGACUUCUACAACACUAUUAACACCACAACGCAGGUGAACGUAUGCAUCACUGUUAAAAACACAACACAGGUGGACUACUACAACACUAUUAACAACACAACACAGUUGAACUACUACAACAUUGUCAACAACAUAACACAGGUGGGCAACUACGAUACUGUCAAGAACACAACACAGUUGGACUACUAG